CCCAUACCUAGAUUUUCCUUCGAGCUAAGUUCUGAUGGAUAAAUCUUCCAAGUUCAAACCCUACUCCUCUCUCUUCUCUCUCUAUUAGUCAUGAAGUCUAUUGCACCCAUAGUUUUGUCAACAUGGCUCACGCUGUUGACAUAUAGAAUAUUUGAAUAUGCAUCAUCAAGAAGAAGAAGAAAACAAAUACAAAUUCGUCAUCAUCCCCAGUAUGACGUCAUCGGCGAUCUACCAGACUCUGUCCUGAUCUCCAUCCUCACGCGCCUGCCGGUCGAGGAAGCUGUCCGGACCAGCGUCUUGUCCAAACGGUGGACGAGCCUCUACAAAUUCGUGGCCGACCUCGACCUCCGCUGCCACCACCUCCUCCUCCGCCGUCAUCAUCCUCCCCCUCGUCCUUCCAUAUUCGAUACGGCCCAAGAUAUGGUCCAAGUAUGUAUGCAUCAUUAUUACAACAUAGAUAUCAGCUUCUCCACCGGCAUCCUCGAUGUAUCCUCAAAGUAUUUCGACUCCCGCCGUUGUUCUAAAAUCCGUAGUCUCGUUUUCUGUUGUUGUCUGAGCAAUUCAUACUACAGAUCAUCCAAGGGAAUGUUCCUUGCAUUUGUCAAGUACCUAGCAAACACAGCCCAAGUUCAGAAACUCGUCUUUCAAUGUUGUUGCCGCUCUUGCUCGAUUUCUUGCCUCUACUUUCUUCCCUGGAUGCCCGGCUUGAGGUACUUGGAGUUUCACUCGUCAAUCUCGACUGCGUAUUCGCCCAAUUUGUAUACUAAUAACUCCCUACGGAGUCUGAGGUUGAGUAAAGUUACUCUACGUGAAGGUGCACUUGACAUCAUCUUGUCCAGUUGUUUGGGCCUCUGCUACUUGAGGAUGAAUUGCUGUGAGUUUCCUAGUUCUUCUAGGUUGUGUAUUUGUGGGCCCAACCUUCGAUUGGAGUAUCUCAACAUUGAUAAGUGCAUUGGGGUGCAGCAGAUCAAGUUGUGUGCUAGCAAUCUUGUUACGUUUGAGUUCCGGAGCCGUAUAGCACGGGUCGAGCUCGUAUUCGAACAUGUCCCUCGUCUGCAGAGCAUGUAUUAUGAUGGCUUUCAACGAGACAUUAUGUAUGACGUUCGUGUUAGCCUGUCCUUUGUGUUGCCUCCCAAUCAGCUCAAGUCGUUAACUUUGGAUACCGCAUAUGAUAUUUAUCAGGUUAGCACGCCUGGUCGGAUUAACACAUAUAGUAACCUUAGACAAUUAAGGUUACGGAUUUCUCGUACAGCCUACACGAGUAUGCUUCUAGGGAUAAUUCCAUUUUUGCAGAGUUGCCCACUCUUACAUGAGUUUCACUUGGAUACUGAAUUUGUGAAAGGUGAUGGCCCUAAUUCAAUGAGGCCUGAGACAGCAGAAACUCAUUCCCAGUUGAAAAAAGUGGAAAUAACAGGAUUUUGUGGAUCUAGAAAUGAAAUCGACUUUGCACUUUACAUACUCGAAAAUGCAAUCUGUCUGGAGCAAAUGCAGAUAAGCCGGUGUCCCAAGUGGCACGUUGGGUUUGACAGGUGGCUGAAGUGUGAACACAAGCCUCGCUGGAGUCAACAGACGCGGGAAAACAUCUGCCAACAAUUGCAAGGCCGAUCGCUUUCAGAGACCGCACGCGUAAUUAUUCGACAUUCUCCAACCUACGAUGAUACUUGGUCGAGACGCAAGACUGAUUAUGAUACUCAUUUUCUUUGAUUAAAAAGGUUAACUUUCGUAGUGCAAAUGCAGCAAAAUCCUAGAGGUGAGAUAGUCUAGCUUAUAGUAUUUCUUAGAAGAGGUAGUUGUGUUGUUUAACAUAUCAGUUAUGAAUCCUUUUUAUUUAAGGUUUUUGUUUAAUAUCCGAACACACAUCAUCUGAAAAACCUGGCAAUCUCCUUUGAAAAUCUCCGCUGUCAUUGCUCUGCUGGUAUGAUUAUGAAUUCUCUCGAUUAAAUAUUCUGUGAUUCCGAAGUUCGAAUGAGUUUGUUUAAGUUGAUUUGCUUGUAUGAAUCCGAGAUUUUUUUGUCAAGUAUAAAGAAAUCCAAAUCUCUCAAAAAACUUAGAAGUCCUUUCCUUUUGAAUCUGACUUCUCACUGCAUGCUUGAUUCCCUGCUGGGGAUUAAUUCAAUAGUUUCGAUUUUGAGCUAAUUAGGACCAUUUUUUUAGCUCAAACUUUGUGAUUGAGAUAAUUAGGACCACUUCAAAAUUCGAGACACAUCACAACUGUUCUUAAUUAACACCUAUAUGCGGGCUGUUUCAGUUAUUUUUCUGAUUAUUAUAUAAGUAGGAAACUUUAUAAAUAUAGUUACCGUAAGCCUUCCUCAAACAAUUAUUUAAUGCAUUGUUUUCUACCACAUUUUUGUAUUUGAUCUUCAUCUUUAUAGCAUACGCAUUGUGCUCUAGCGAGUCUAGCUUAUUUAGAGCAGUGAUAAAUGCAUGGGGCAGAAUCUAGGCCCCGAAGUUUCCGUUUCAUGAUGACCGUGCAAAAGAUUUCUGGAGUGUUUCUGAAGCUCUGCCUGAAGACUGCCAUAUUCUUGCUGUUCACUGUAGAAAUAUUCAAACCUUAUUUUUAUUGAUUCUUAUUUUAUUGCCUGCCUGCUUGAUUGUGAAUAAUUUGGUAAUUUUUUUGUUUAUUGAUUAUCUUAAAUUCUUAAUCAAAUCAUGAACCAUGUUAUUCCCAUUGUUUAAAGGUUUGUUAUGUUAAUGUAUACUGCGCAAAGCCCCCGUACACGGCAUUCUUAGAUUUUCAUUUUCUGUUCUUCUCUUUCACAAAACAUUGUCCAUUGUGUUGAUAGCGACAACUUAUCAAAUGCGUUGUGUAGCGAUUCAGAGAAGAUAUUUUACAUGUUACUAAAGUCUAUGAAUAUAUAUUAUCCUUUGUAUUCAUUACUAUAAGAUAGAGUAGGAAAUCUGAAAUAAGGCUUGGAAAGGUAGUAUGGUCUAGGAUGGCUGAUUUUGGAGCUUCACUAGAUUUCUCUUUUUCUUCUGCUUUCUAUAGUUGUGAUCAGUACUUCUCUUUCAGUACUAGGAUUGCCCUUUUUUAUAAGAAAGUUCCUGAGAAAUUUGCAUAUGAUCAGUUAUUUUUUUGGUGUGAACCUCGGUUGCGAAAGGAACCAAAGUUCGUAUAUACUGUGGAUAUGAAUGUUAACAAACUCAUAAGCCUUGGACGUAAUAAUAGUAGCGUUUUGACAGUAAGUGAUGAUCUAUUAUAGUUAUGUUUGAUGUCUUUUCUGCUUUGCAUCUUUAGGUUCUAAAGACACUUGUCGCAGAAUACAUUGGUUUUGAACUUAUUUUUUCCAUCUUUAAGGUUCUGAAGACAUUAGUUUUGAACUUAAUUCUUUGCAUCUUUAAGGUUUUGAAUAGAAGGUUUGACGUAGGAUUUUAAAGAAGAAAGUUUAAGAUAACUUGAAAAGAAAAUUGCAGUUUUGACGCACGUAACGAAUUGAAAUUUAAUAUUUCACUUUGAUAUACGUACAUUUUUAAUUGACGGGCCCAUCAUAUGAACUUUUUGUUGUCGAUGUAGUUGCCAUCAUUGUGC
Messenger RNA from Striga asiatica, 3526 nucleotides. NCBI's taxonomy places the organism in Eukaryota, Viridiplantae, Streptophyta, Magnoliopsida, Lamiales, Orobanchaceae. The record is from the annotation of a GenBank genome assembly.